Dama dama (fallow deer) is the source of this 2312-nucleotide messenger RNA. It is a transcript of the gene CCDC3, whose product is annotated as coiled-coil domain containing 3. The record is from RefSeq and is a predicted model, not a curated record. Gene Ontology annotation, biological process: negative regulation of gene expression. NCBI's taxonomy places the organism in Eukaryota, Metazoa, Chordata, Mammalia, Artiodactyla, Cervidae. Gene Ontology annotation, cellular component: extracellular region. The transcript is spliced from 3 exons. Bases 1 to 825 code for a protein of 274 amino acids.
AUGCUGCGCCCGCUGCUGCUCGCCGCGCUCUGCCUGGCCGGCCGGCUGGGGGCCGCCCACGGCUGCCAGCUGCCCUCCGAGUGGAGACCCCUGAGCGAGGGCUGCCGAGCCGAGCUGGCCGAGAUCAUCGUGUACGCCAAGGUGCUGGCGCUGCAUGAGGAGGUGCACGGCUUGUACAACUACCUGCCCUGGCAGUACGAGGCGGGCGACGCGGGGCUCUUCUACUCCGCGGAGAUCGAGAUGCUGUGCGACCAGGCCUGGGGCAGCAUGCUCGAGGUGCCCGCGGGCUCCAGGCUCAACCUCACCGGCCUGGGCUACUUCUCCUGUCACUCCCACACCGUGGUCCAGGAUUACUCCUAUUUCUUCUUCCUCAGGAUGGAUGAGAACUAUAACCUCUUGCCUCAUGGAGUCAAUUUCCAAGAUGCCAUCUUUCCAGACACUCAAGAGAACAGAAGGAUGUUUUCUAGCCUUUUCCAGUUCUCAAACUGUUCACAAGGGCAGCAGCUGGCGACUUUCUCCAGUGACUGGGAGGUCCAAGAAGACACUAGGCUCAUGUGUUCCUCGGUGCAGAAGGCCCUGUUUGAGGAGGAGGACCACGUCAAGAAGCUGCAGCAGAAGGUCGCCACCCUGGAGAAGCGGAAUAAGCAGCUUCGGGAGCGGGUGAAGAAGGUCAAGCGGUCCCUGCGACAGGCGCGGAAGAAUGGCCGCCACCUGGAGCUGCUGAACCGCAAGCUGAGCGAGAAGCUGGCGGCAGCGGCGGGCGCACUCCCGCACAUCAACGCGCUGGGCCGCGAGCCCGCGGGUGCCCCCUACCUGCGGGGUUAGCGGGCAUGGAGCGCCAGCCUCCCCUGGUCCCGGGCGGGGCCCCUUCCAGGGAGUGGAAAGGGAGGCGGGACUUGUACACGCACAUAGCUCAAGAACCCUCGUAGAUGACGUUUUUACUCUGCAUUUGGUAGCGGCUACUGGGUUUACGGGGCAAGUCUCCUGUCUCCUUGGCGGCCCGAUUCCUGCCCUCCCGUGUGCCUGGGGCCUGACCCUGGCAACAAGGAGCAGCUGGGAAAGUGCACUUAUUAGGGAAAGAACAUUUCAAAAUCUCUCUGGGGGCACAAGGACCCAAGGGGUUCGGCCUCCCUUUUCAAGGAAAGGCAGUGUGGUCUCAGUUCUGAGUGGCAGGACCACCCUGAGCUUGGAGGAGUGGGGGCACCUUCUGGUGUCAUUAAGACAAUGAACCCAUCACAGGUCAGGGAAUGGAGCUGGGAGUCGGGUGGCAGGUAAUUGAGUAGGGUGAACAAUACCUGCUGUCCAACAGCAGCUGCCCAGCAUCCCUGGAGACUCCCGUGGGCCACUUCAACCUAAAGGGGAACUGCCUUUAUGGGCCUGUCGUGUUUCAUCACAGCACAUUUCUAAGUUGGAAGAGCCUGAACCUCCAUGGCUGAAUUCGAGGUGAGCUGACCCAACAUGCUGUGAACUUCUGUUGUGCAAAGACAUUUCUUUACCAACCGGGGCCUGGGGACCUUGCCUCAUAACUGUCUGUGCUCUGCUCAUGAAAGGGCUUGUUGCAGGCCUCCUGAUCCUGGCUUCUUUACACAAAUGCUUUCCCCCCACCUUGAUGGUCCAGACAGACCCCAGCAGUAGUGCGUCUGUGUUGGCCCACUUCUCACCGCGGUAGAUUCUGUGUAUGGUCACUUCACCUUCUUUGGGAAGAAACCUUUAGCGAGAGAGGUAUUGUGAAUAUCUUAGUUUUUGCCGUGCUAACACUUGAGCCCUUGACCUAUCCACAUGUGAUCAGAUCCCAGGUGUGUGAUUAAGUAGUCACCCACCCCUUGGUUAUCUAGACCAACCACUUUCCCUUUCCUGCCCCGUAACCACCCCAGAUAUAGGAGGGCCCGAUAAUGCCAUCCUCUCCACUGGAAAUGCUCAGAUUUCCAUCCACUGCCUUUAGAAAAAUCAUGUCCUUCUUGCUCUCAGUGACUGUCCGGGGCAUGAGCCUUGUGUCCCUUGGUGGCAGGCGAUGGCCUCAGGGGAGAAGUUGAUGUCCCGGUCUGCACAGCAGGGCGGCUUCUCAAGGGCUCUUCACUGCCACGCUUCUGCCAGCACUUUAUUAGUCGUAGUCUUCACAGUCUGGUACAACAGGAGGUGCGUCUUCUGGUUUCUUCUUCCCAGGGACGUUGCAUCCUGGGAAUGUCUGCAGGAAACCCUGCAGUUUCACUGCCACCCGUGGGUGAUUCACAGCCAGCGUCUGGAGAACUGUGGAAGCUGGAUCUCUUCAGAUGCGUUAUGUUCUGCCUUUUCAAUAAAGAUGAGCAGUAGUU